This is a messenger RNA of Acipenser ruthenus (sterlet), 3262 nucleotides long. RefSeq names its product leucine-rich repeat-containing protein 74B-like. Bases 448 to 2067 code for a protein of 539 amino acids. Gene Ontology annotation, molecular function: protein binding; calcium ion binding. NCBI's taxonomy places the organism in Eukaryota, Metazoa, Chordata, Actinopteri, Acipenseriformes, Acipenseridae. The record is from RefSeq and is a predicted model, not a curated record. The transcript is spliced from 14 exons.
UUAUAUUGAGUUUAUUAUUAUUAUUAUUAUUAUUAUUAUUAUUAUUAUUAUUAAUAACCGCGACGUCUCGUCGGGUGCACCCUUACACAGAAGCAGGUCAAUUAGUUUGUAUUCCGCCGUAUUAGAGCCUGCAAGUCCUCCUGUGAGUAUAAAUCUAUAAACGUAUCAAAAUAAAUCAAUAGGCCUACAUUUUACAAAACAAAAAGUCUCUGGGGAGCAAACCUGCAGCGUUACCACAGCACCAUGGCAACCUAGCAACUGAUUGAAACAUCCUAACAUGAACAUAGCCAUUGCGCAACCCUCCACUUGAGAUUGGAGGCCUUUCGGUUCAUUGCUCCGCAUUCUGCUCUGCCAUUCGUCAGGAACCGUGCCAAUCACACCUCAGCAGAGGUUCUGCCCCAAUGUUAAGCUUUACUCAGCAAGCUCUUCAGAGUUUUUCUGGACACCAUGGUUAUCAGUAAGAAGCAGCUGAAAGAAUCUGCAUUGCCCUCAGUGCAGGAGGUGAGAGAGGCAGAGCUGGAGCAGGAGAGCUCACAGAGUGGGAUCCACCAGCUGGGAGGAAUAGCAAGCAGACCCCGGAAAGCGUUUAGCCGAGGGAGCACAGAUACCAAGACGGUUUCCAGAUCUGACAAAGCCCAUUCGCCAACAGAGAGGGCGUCCGCAGGUCCGAAAGAAGAGGCAGAGGAGGACUCACCUGCUGAGCAGGAAGGGGAAGACCCCCAGGGGGCCAGGACGAGAGAGAGCUCCGAGGAGGAAGCUACAAACCAGGAAGAAGAAUGGGACACCGACCUGGAAAUAGAUGAUGCAAAGCAGCCCCGCUAUUCCACAGUAAAGACGCUGUAUGAAGAAGCCUGUAAAAUCUUUGCCGUGGUUCCAGCGUCAUACUUCCUGCGCCACAUGCAUGACCAAGAGCUCAACCUGAUGCAUCAUGGACUGGGGCCACAGGGUGCCAAAGCUCUUUCCGUUCCCUUGGUAACCAAUACCUCCGUUCUGAACUUGAAUCUGAGUGAUAAUUGGCUUGAAGGAGGAGGUGGAGUGGCCAUUGCAGAGAUGCUGAAAGAGAACUGCUACAUCACAGGAAUCGACUUGUCAGACAACAAGCUGGGAUUAGCAGGUGCCCAGGCUAUUUCCGCCAUGCUGAAGGAGAACGUCACCCUGGUGAAUAUUAACCUGUGCGGGAAUGAGUUUGAUGACCAUGCUGCCACACCCCUGGCUGAGGCUUUCAUGAGCAACCACAAAGUGCAGUCCAUAGACUUGAGCCACAACCUGAUGGGAGAGGGAGCAGGGGAAGUCUUGGGCAAUGCCAUUGCUGAAAACACUGGGAUGAAGGAGCUCAACCUGAGCUGGAACUGCUUUCGUGAAAUGGGAUCCAUACCUAUAGCAAAAGGCCUUGGGGCAAACAUAUUCCUUCGAGCGGUGGAUUUGUCAUACAAUGGGUUUGGAAAGACUGGAGCUGCUGCCCUUGGAGAAGCUCUGAAAGUGAACAAUGUGCUUGAGCAUCUCAACGUCAGUAACAACAGGAUUCCACCAGAGGGAGCUGUGAGGUUUGCCAUGGGCCUUAAAGAAAAUAAGACCUUAAAGACUUUGAAUUUCUCUCGAAAUCCAAUGCAGAGCGCUGGUUGUUAUGGGAUAAUUAAAUCCAUGCAAGGAAACCCAGAGUCUGCUAUUGAGUUCUUGGAUUUCUCUGACAUCACUGUGAACAAGGACUUUGAUGACUUGCACACCUCAGUCAAAGAGAUGUUCCCUCAUCUGAAGGUUAUACACGGAGGCAACACAGACGAGUUCAGAAAAACAAAAGCCAAACACUCCCCCACACAGCUGUCAGGCCCCUUAUACAAGCUGAAGCAGCACAUGAAGGAGAACAGCUUGAAUCUGGUGGAUUUCUUUGAACGUGUGGACAAGGACAAGAGCGCAGUGGUCACUCGGCGCGAGUUUGAGCAAGGACUUGUGGGUGCUGGAAUCCCUUUAUCCAAGGGGGAACUGCAGCAGCUAAUGGAUACCCUGGACAAGGAAAAGAAUGGCGAGAUUGAUCUCAGUGAACUUAACAAAUUACUGAUGAGUGACUAACAAUACACAGCGUGCCCGGCUCCUCUCUAGACGUAACUGAAGACUUGCCCGCACAUUUUGCAUGAAGAUUAACACUGCUGGAAACCUGCUGGCACUGCAGAGAUCAAAUCACGCUGCCGCUCGUUAACUGCAUGGUCUUCAUUUCCUGCACGGCUUUAAUCUCAUUUUCACCUUUACACAACGGCCAGCUAGAGUUCCACUGCUAAUGCACAGCACAAGCGAGGGGAGCAGAGAGACACUUCCACGGGUAACACUGUGUCUGAGGUGGGUCCCAUCCAGGGGAUCACCAAGGGCACUGUUAGGUAUUACAGCACCUGUAACCUCAUGGCAUUAGUGUAAUGUGGAACUGAAUCAGGCAGUAUUGGGACCUAAUACUAUUCCAAAUGGGAAUUGCUUCCAAGAACACAUUUCUCUUUUAAUUAGUACAGUGUCUUCACUAAUAACUGUAUGCAUUGGUCAUAUAACUGUCACAAACAUCUGUUUACUAACUUUCAUCAACUCACAGCAGUGUGCAGCUUUCCAUGCCAUGCCAUGCCUGCUGGCUUCAUCAGCCACUAAAGUGUCAUUCCUGUAUUUAACUUUCAGAUUGCUAGCAACAUGCCCUGGUAUGUAGAUUCACCCUACAGUGCUUUGCUACACAAAGGCAUGUAAUUAAUCUUACCUUGCAUGCUGUGUUAUUCACGGCUCGUCAUAAAUUAUGGGAUGUGAAGUAACCACACAAAUAAUUUAUAGGAAGCGGAUGUUCUUAUAAAAAUCAACAGGUUUGUAUGAGCAGCUGGUAAUAGCUGGGUCAUGCUGUGCCUGUCUGUGGGAUUCCCAGGUUGCUGAAAUCCUGGGUUUACCCCACAGUCACGUGACUCGAAAAACACAACGAUUGGAAGGAAAUUUCCAAUCGCUGUGUCUCCUGUUCGUCCAUUAAUUCUGAGUUGCCAGGAAGCCGAGCAGGAUCAGCACUGACAAGCUCACUGAAUGUGUUAUUUUAUUCUUUUCCUUGUUCCUGUGAAUAGAGAGGAGUUUGAGAAGAGCUUAGGAAACAACACUGCACUCAGGUACUUACUGGCCCCAAGGUUUUAACUCAUGGGUUAUUUGAAUGAAUCAAAUAAAGUUUAAUAAACAUGAAACAAAUAUCAAGAUUUAUGUUAUUCAUAAAAACACAACAUUCUUUAUGGUCAUGCAUGCUAGCUUUUUGAUGAGG